AUGGUUGGUACAGAUGGAAUACGAACGAUCGUUGGAGUGAUCGGAAAUGUCAUUUCUCUCUUCCUCUUUCUCUCCCCAGUGCCAACAUUAUUCAAAAUAUGUAAAUCAAAAUCAGUGCAAGAGUUCAAGCCAUAUCCGUACGUUGCAACUGUGCUGAAUUGUGCAAUGUGGAUUUUCUAUGGUCUCCCCGUCGUCCAUCCGGAUAGCAUUCUUGUAGUCACAAUCAAUGGUGUCGGUUUGUUAAUCGAGAUUGUCUACGUUCUCAUCUUUUUAACAUAUUCUAAUUGGCCAAAGCGUAAGAAGAUUCUUAUUGCUCUUUUGGUUGAAGUAAUCUUCAUGGCCAUUGUAGUCUUCAUUACCAUGACAUUUUUGCAUACUACAAAGGCAAGAUCGACGCUCGUUGGCUUAUUGUGUAUUGUCUUCAAUAUAAUUAUGUACACCUCACCAUUGACGGUCAUGCGUUCAGUCAUCAAGACGAAGAGUGUGAAAUUCAUGCCAUUUUACUUGUCAUUAGCUAACUUUUGCAAUGGUCUAGUUUGGUUAAUCUAUGCACUCCUCAAGUUCGAUCCCUACAUCACGAUUCCCAAUGGUUUGGGAGCGCUAUCAGGAGCCAUUCAACUCAUAUUGUACGCAACUUACUACAAAACGACCAAUUGGGACGAUGAUGGUCCAUUGGAGUCUUCUGAGGUUCAACUGUCCAACAGGAACAUUCCAUAAUCCAAGCUUCUUGCUCUUAUGACACUAUCCAAGUUUCUACUAACUUAGCAGGCAUAACAUUAUUGAGAAACAACAGGGGGAAAAAAAAAAGAAGCAAAAGAAUAAAGAAUAAAUAAAAAGAGAAUAAGAAGGAGAAAGACAAAACUUUGGUUUGGCCUGAUAAGCUAUAUACUGAGCGAUCUUCUAUAUUGUAAUGAUCCUCUCCAAGUUAGUGAAACAAAUCCGUUUUUUUUUUUUUCUUUUUUUUUUCCCCUCAUGAUAUUGAUUAUAGUAUUUUUGUUGUAUUUGAAACAAUGGGGCUAUUCAGUUAGCCAAGGCCUUGUGUCUUACCAGGGGGUUAGGGUUGUGCUCUCCUCACUUGUGUGAGUGGGUUUUUGUUGUGUAAUUGUUGGAUUUGUGAAAUGCUAUAAAUGUA
Molecule: messenger RNA, 1132 nt
Organism: Camellia sinensis
Lineage: Eukaryota; Viridiplantae; Streptophyta; Magnoliopsida; Ericales; Theaceae
Product: bidirectional sugar transporter SWEET5
Biological process (GO): carbohydrate transport
Cellular component (GO): membrane
Molecular function (GO): sugar transmembrane transporter activity
Source: RefSeq, a predicted model, not a curated record